AUGACCCCCCCAUCCCGCAUGGUCCGCAAAUUUCUCAAUGACACCGGCUCGAAAGAUACGUCAAUGAAAAAUGAAACAGCAUCUGAUUGUUCUCCUGAGAAUGGCUGGCCUCAAGGCCCCUACGAAGAACACUGCUUCUUUUACGGCACUUCAAUGGAUCCACAUACGCUUUCUCAAGUCUUGAAUUUGUCAAAACCACCCGUCAUGCGUCGUGCUAGAGUCGCGGGUCACGAAAUCAAGCUCUGGGGCCAAUAUCCUGCUCUUCUUGGGGGGAAGCCAGGCCACUCAGUUCAUGGCGUAGUGUCCGAACUUUUGACGCGCCCGCAACUUGAUCGACUCGCCGCCUAUGAGACGGACAAAUACCGGCUUACAGCUUGCUACAUCGAAAUUCUCAAUGAUGAUGAUAGCAUCGAAAAGACCAUCGAAGGGGCUUGUUUCAAGUGGGAUGGACAAGAUGAUGAGUUACGGGAGGGUGCGUUUGACUUGAAGCAAUGGAAAAAGGACCAACAAUUGCAAGGUUUAGAUUGA
This is a messenger RNA of Penicillium soppii, 528 nucleotides long. Its product is annotated as gamma-glutamylcyclotransferase family protein. The coding region runs from base 1 to 528 and encodes 175 amino acids. The record is from RefSeq and is a predicted model, not a curated record. The transcript has a single exon. NCBI's taxonomy places the organism in Eukaryota, Fungi, Ascomycota, Eurotiomycetes, Eurotiales, Aspergillaceae.